This is a messenger RNA of Labrus bergylta (ballan wrasse), 4706 nucleotides long. RefSeq names its product cell migration inducing hyaluronidase 2 (gene cemip2). NCBI's taxonomy places the organism in Eukaryota, Metazoa, Chordata, Actinopteri, Labriformes, Labridae. The record is from RefSeq and is a predicted model, not a curated record.
UCGCCUGCUUCCCUCUUCGAUGGGACGGUGGUGGUGGUGGGGGGAGCCGACCGACGGACGACAACCCAUCAGCAGCAGAAAAAAAAAAAAACCCACCAUGUGAAGAAAAAGCAUAUAAAAGGGACACGGAAAGCUAACCUGCUAGGGUGAGAACUUGUUCAUAGGUCUCACCACGACAGAGUCAUCGUCUUCUACAGCUUGGCGGAGAGCGAAUGGACAGAGCCGGAGAGGAGCAGAGCUGUAGUCUCACUGACGGUCAAGUUAAUAGCAGGGGAGCAGUUGCAGAUUGGCCCUUUCAUGGUAGAAGACACUUAGACCAUGCCGACAAAUAAUGGCCCUGGCCGCUUACCAAUCUUUGUGGCUCCACCUAACAGCAACUCACAGAGGUCUCCAGGUUAUGUCCCCGGGCGGGUGGCUCCAGUCCGCUCGCCGCCACCUGCCAAAGCUCCACCACCUCCACCGAUAAAACCUCACGGACCCCCGCUGGAGCGACAAGCAACUUUUAGCGUGACUGAAGCGAACCAGCACAGAGAACGUGCUAAGAGCCUCCAGCAAAGAAAGAACACAUUUAUCUGUUGUGGAGUGUCCAUUGGGGCUUUCUUCCUUACCCUCAUACUCGUCCUCAGUCUCACAAGUGGAGAUGUGCUAGAUGAGAAUUGCCCGGACCACAACCCGUCCCUAAGCAGCUGGAACCCUGGCCACCAGCCAGAGAAGGCUGUUGUUGUCAGGAGAGGACAUUUGUUUAGAUUAGAUGCUUCUGCUACCUUCCAUUCACUAACCAUCCAGUCAGGAGGUCGGGUAGUUUUCGCAGACAAUAAAGAUGGCACCAAAAACAUCACCUUGAGAACACAUCACAUCCUCAUAGAAGCUGGUGGAGCCCUUCACAUCGGUGCUCCCAAAUGUCGCUACCGUUCUCGAGCCACCAUCGCCCUUAUAGGCCGCUCUGAUGACAAUACAGUCCCGGAAGUGCCUGGCCUGGGCCGCAAGUUCAUUGGCGUCAUGAGCGGUGGGACUCUGGAGCUGCAUGGUACCGAGAGCGUUUCCUGGACUCUGUUGACCAGAAGUAUCCCAGCCUCUGGUCUGACCACUGGAGGUUAUGCAUUCCAGAAGAACUUCAGCCGAGGCAUAAACUUACGUGUGGUGGACCAGGACACGGCUGCUUUGCUGCUCUGUGAACGCUACGAUACUUACGACUCUCGUAAUGACAGUCGACGGCUCAGCCAACUACUGAGGUCACUGCCGGAUGGCCGCAUUGUCACACUGGCUGUCGGAGACUCGGCUGUUAAAAGUCUUCUUGAUGAUACCAAGAAAGCCAUUGAAGACAGGCUCGGCAGCAGCUUUGUCUAUGAUCUUAAAUACAGAAAGGCGUGGGCUUUGGUCUCAGUGGUAGGCGGUGGUAACGCGUCAUGCUCAGAGGACGUCAGGGAACAUGAAAACCACGACACCGGAGGGAGAGCCCUGGCAAGGGGGAACUUCACAACCGUGGAUGGAGUGGGCUUCUCGGUCACCGCCUACAGCGAGUGGAAGAAUGGUGUCGCUAUAUCAGGCUUCCAGGUGGAUGCUGUAGACCAAGUGGUGUUGAACCUGCAGGAUGAAGUGCAGCCCAGCUGGAAACCGGGGCAUCAGAUUGUUGUCGCAAGCACAGACUACUCCAUGCAUCAGGCUGAAGAGUUCACUUUGUUGCCCUGCCAACAAUGCACCAGCAGGCAGGUCAAGAUACAAGGGAAACCUCAGUACAAUCAUGUGGGAGAAAUCUUAGAUGGGGUCGAUAUGCGUGCCGAAGUGGCAUUGCUCUCCAGGAACAUUUUGAUCUAUGGAGAAAUGGAAAACUCAUGCUACGGAAAUAACAAGUGCCAGUUCUACAACCAUGACACCUUUGGAGGCCACAUCAAGAUCUUUGGUAACUUCUCAUCAGUGCAUCUGUCCCACGUGGAGCUGAAGAACAUGGGUCAGCAGGCUGAGAAUGGCCACUACCCCCUCCAUUUCCAUAUAUGCGGGGAUGUGGACCAGAAAGGAGGCUACUGGGAGCCCACUUAUGUGGACGGACUCUCCAUACACCACUCCUUCUCCCGCUGUCUCAGUAUUCACGCUACCAACGGUUUGCUGGUGAAGAACACUGUAGGUUAUGACACCCUGGGUCACUGUUUCUUCCUUGAGGACGGGAUCGAGCAGCGUAACACUCUCUACCACAACCUUGGUCUGCUGACUCGACCUGGGACUCUGCUGCCAACUGACCGCAAUGACUCACUGUGCACCAGCAUCAAGGACAAAGUCUACCAGGGCUACACUCCUUCACCCAGCACAGAGUGCAAGGCAGUUUCAACCUUCUGGAUCGCCAACCCCAACAACAAUCUCAUUAGCAACGCAGCUGCUGGUUCUCAGGAUGCCGGCAUAUGGUUUGUGUUCCACAGCUCUUCCACCGGAGACUCUCAUGGGCUGGUACCAGAGACCAAGGCAGAGCUGACCCCUCUGGGGAUUUUUUACAACAACCGUGUACACUCCAACUUUAAGGCAGGGCUGUUCAUUGAUAAAGGAGUGAAGACCACCAACGCCAGUGCUGCUGACCCCCGGGAGUACCUAUGUCUGGAUAACAGUGCUAGAUUCCGACCACACCAGAAUGCAAACCCAAGCCUUCCUCGGGUUGCAGCCGUCAUCGACACUCUGAUCUCCUUCAAGAACAACGACUUAGGAGCGUGGAUACGGGGAGGAGACAUCGUCAUCGAGAACUCUGGCUUUGCAGACAAUGGAGUGGGAUUAUCAUUUGCCAGUGACGGGAGCUACCCAAAGGAUGAAGGCUCCAGUCAGGAAGUGACACAGUCUCUAUUUGUGGGUGAAAGCCAAAACAGAGGAACGAAUGGAGGACAGAAUAAAUACUGGGGCCCAGGAGGUGCUGAUGCCAAAAUGAGAACACUGCCCAGAAACAGGACGUUCCCUAUCCGAGGUUUCCAGAUCUACGAUGGUCCUGUAAGCCUCACAGAGAGUACAUUUCGCAGAUACAUCCCCACACCUGAGCGUUAUACCAGCGCAGUGGGAUUCAACCUGAAGAACACCUGGCAGCUCACCCCACGAAACAACCUGUCCCUCAACUUCCACUCAACAGUGGGUCUUCGAGCCUUCUUUGGUCGUCCUGGGCAGUGGUUUGAAGAGAACGAUCUGGACGGAGAUAAAAACUCGAUCUUUCACGAUGUGGACGGCUCAGUAACAGGCUACAUAGACACUUACGUAGGCAGGGCUGACAAUUACCUGAUCCAACAUCCUGGCUGUGUGAACAUGUCCCAGUGGAGCGGAGUGAUCUGCAGCGGCCGUUACUCUCAGGUGUACCUCCAGACCCAGGGAGCCCCCAGCCUCAGCUUAUCCAUCAACAGAGAUGAAUAUCCAUAUGCUCCCUUGGUACUAAGGGGUAUUAACAGCCAGGGGGCACCCUCUCAGCAAUACCAGCCCAUCCUGAUGAUGAGCAAGAGCUACACUCUGCACUGGAGUGGACCUGCUCCCAGAGAGAUAGUCCUCUCUCUCAUCAACUUUGACAAAGAUGAUUGGGUACUCGUGGGACUCUGUUACCCAUCAGACACCACCUUUCAGAUCAUGGCUGACAUUUACGAUAGGCAGAGCAACACCUUUGAUGACAUCACAGACUACGGCACUGUAUCCUCCCUUGCAGAGCUGGAGAAGAGGCCGAUGGAGAGGAAGUACUUCUUUGAUCAGACUGCUGGCUUGGUGUGGCUCUACCUCCGAGCCCGGCAUGGUCGUGAGGGUCACAGCUACUGUACAUUUAAAGGCUGUGAAAGAGUGAAGGUCACGGCCACAACAUCCUCGAAACAAACAUGUAACUGCACAUCCAAGGCCUACCCCAAGUACUCCAAGACUCCCUCAGCAGUGGUGCCUAUGCCGCCCCUAAACACAGAGCCCUGCAAAGGCUGUGGUGCUAAACAGCUUGUGUUUUCUAGUGAGCCAUGGACUUCCUACCUCCAAACACAAAUCAAGUCUCUCAGCAGCAAAGAGGAGCAAAGGGGAGAUACGAGCUCUUUUAUCACUGUGAAUGAAGUGACCAUGUCCUUCUCUCAGCCCGGGUUUUUCCUGGUCACAGUGGAUGCCUGCUCUGGAAAAGUCACCAAGAAAACCUCAUUUUCAAAGAUGGACACUAAGAUGGAACAGUACCUAAAAACUGGAAUAGCAAAGAGGUCCAUAGUGCUGAUGGCAACACGAGGUCAACUGGAAGGCCUUGUUGGUGUCGCGCCAUAUCUUGUCUCCUUUGGUUUGGCCAAAGCUGCUGAUCUGCACAGUAAAGAGAGUCUGGCACUUUGGGGGUUCCAAGGUGGUUCUUCGGUCCCUCCGUGGGUCUCGCUACAAGCCGGGCAGGGGGAUGAGGUCCUUGGGCUGCAGGAGCGGUACAUGCCCCUGGGUUUGGAGGCUUACGGCUGUACGCCACCUGCAGCUCAAAAGCGAAAAGAUCUGGAGCUACUCCAAAAAGCCACAGGACUACAAUGACCAAUGUGAACUAUACAACUUAACUACCCAAACACUCUUGCACACAGAUACACAAACACACAACCAGCUGAUGAAUGUGAACUGCUGAACCUUUUAAUUUAUUAACAAUGGCAAAGAUGUUUACCAAUUUCACGUGGAGAGAAGGUAUAUUUGUGUGUGUGUGUGUGUGUGUGUGUGUGUGUGUGUGUGUGUGUGUGUGUGUGUGUGUGUGUGUGUGUGUG